AUGGCGGCGAGCGAGCCCGGGUGCGUCUUCCGGGCGAUGUUUCCAGACCCUCCUGCCAGCUUCGGGCCCGUCAGCUCCUCACUGGUGUGCCAGGAACCGAUCUUCGUGCUGUCGGUGGAGAGAUAUCCGCGGGACCCGGAGAGUGUGGGAGGCCUGUUGGAGGCCUCGAGCGGAGGAAGAGGCGGCGGCAGGGGCAGGGACCUCUACGAUCUGGGUCUGUCGGACGGUCACUGCCGGCUCCGGGCCACCCUGCACCCCUCGCUCAACCCGCUGGUCCGCCGCAACCAGCUGCGCUGCGGCUGCGAGCUGAGGGAGGUCCGCCUUGGCCUCGAGUACGACGAAAGGCGGCUGAGCGUCGGCAGGCGGAUCUUCGUCCUCCUGGAGGCCCAGGUGGUUGCCAGGAGUAACGGCGCCGCGCCCCCUGCCGCCGGGAAGCUGAAGGUGCAGAAGAUGCAGGUGUUCGGCCAGGGGGAGGAGCCACGACUGAUGCCGGAGCUGCCAAUCAAAGCUAAGAGGCGCUACUACCUGCCCCUGUGGGACAGUGCCAACUAUUAUGGGGACGCUUGGCAAAGAGAGCCCCCUGGGCACCCUAUCCAGCGACUUGAAGGAUCUCGGUGUAUAAAUCUGAAACAGCUGGAAGAUUGCAUCUGGCAAAAGAAAAAGGACCUUCCGCCAGUGAUUGUCCGUAUCCUCCACAAGUUCAGACUUUAUCAUUUUGGACGACCUGACAGAUAUUCAGAGUGCCCAUUCCAGGCCAAAUUCCUAGUAGCAGAUAAAUCGUGGUCAGUGACAGUCGUGCUGUGGAACUCCCUGUGUAUGGACUGGUACAGACAUCUAGAGCCAGGGAUGGUGAUCCGUCUGCACAACUACAUUGUGAAGAAAAGUUAUGCCACACGGAUGGGACAAAACGCCGGAGUUACAAAGGAGCCAGUUCUAGAGUUAAAUUUAAACCCAAGGAAUCCAGCGGCUGAAAUUACUGUGAUCAAUUCCAGGAGUGUUAGAGAAGAGUGGCAGUUACCAGCUCUGCAGUAUUGCUUUAUCACCAGGAAGGAACUGUCAGAGCUUCGACCUGGAGAUGUGUGUGACAUCAUUGGCCUUGUCACAUUUGUCGGUAGACAAGAGCGUAUCCGAAACAAAGAGCGCUCUGAUGAAUUCCUGGUUUACCGCUGGAUGCACCUAAUCGAUGGGACAGCAUCAGAACCUUUUGUCUUGAAGCUUUUCUCCACCUCCCAGCCUGAGAUUCAGGCUCAGAUAUCCCCAUGCAGCAUAGCGGACAACACUGUGACCUUGCUUGUGUGUACGAAUGUCAGGGUGGAAUGCAAAAUGAUGGACCCCUGUGGACAGACAACAUUCCCUUACCUGCUCACCACUGAGUACAGCCAGGUAUAUGUCAAUGGGUAUCAUCAAGGAAAACUGUAUGUUAAAAACCCAAAGGUAAAAGAGUUUAUUCAGUGGAUACGAUCUGCCAAGGAUCAGGAAAGGGACAGGCUGAGCCGCACUCAGAUUGGUGGAUGCUACAGCUAUCCUCCCCUCCCAUCCAGCGAGCGGGAUUAUCGACGUGAAAUACUCGGAAGAUGUCCCUUGACAACGAUGUCCGAACUGAAGCAGCUCCUGAAUCAGCUGGAGUACCGAGAGCAUAGGCAGGUCACUGUCCAGGGACGGAUCACAUCUGUAAAAUACCAGUCACUGGACAGAGUGGAUAUAGAGUCCGUUGAAGCCUGUCACACAGGAGAGCCGGCCAUUGGAGGAAUCGCGGAGUUUGAAGAAUUGUUUGAUGCUGACCGAUCAUUCCUCGGCACAAGUGGAAACAAAAGCCCUGUGAUCCCUGUCAUGAGCAAUGGAACUCCUCGAGGAAAACAAGCUGGCUUGUUGUUGAAAAGAAAAAGAAAAGGCACAACCCGGAGGAAAAAACAGGCAUCAGCAAGACUUAGUAAAGAUAAAGAAUCAAGUGUCGAGAAGCAGACAACGAUCCACCAUCCACAAACACGAGAGAAGAAUGUGAACCAUGCUGGAAGUCCCGGGCAAGACCUCAACUUCAUCAAGGCUUGCCAGGAGUUCUACACAGACUCAGAUGAUGUGGAGGAGAUGCCAAGUCCAGUGAACCCCUGCUCAGCCCACUCCGUCUUGCCCUUGGCCAACUGCUCAUCACAGCAGGAGCAUCUCCCACACCGUGGGGACAUCUCACAGAUGGUGGCUCGCAGCUUCCACUUCAGAGACAAGGCCUUCCUCCUCCAAACCUUUGGUCUCCAGCCCUCACGCUUUUCUGGAAUCCCAGCCGAUCAGACAGUGGACCUGGAACACUGUGAACCAGCAUGUUGCCAUGGAUACUACACCGUGACCAUUUUAGGACUAAAUGAAGAGCUGUCUAUAGACACCAUCUUUCUCCCUAUCGUUCCCAGGUUGGAUCACCGAGCUAUGUAUCCUGCCAAGCACAGCAACACCCUGAUCUCUAUUUUGGCUCAUGGAGGGCCAGCAUCCAAACAGCGCUGCCACGUUGACACAGACAGUGCAGAGAGCUCUCCACCUUCUCCUGGUGACAUUCUCAGAUCUGCGGCUGGACUGGAGGAAAUGCUGUUUAUCUUUGUCCUCGACAUCUGCAACCAAGGAGGCAUCAGUGUUGAAGUUGCUCUCAAUCGUGCCUACGUUCAGCACAGAGCUCUCUGAACCAUCCAGGCCUUUUUUUCGUUUUCUCAUCUUGAUUCCAGCAAUAUUUGCCUGGAUCACAUACAGCUUUGGGUCUCAGUGGAAUUUUAAUUUUAUGUUUAUGCUGUUUUAUUUUCAGGAUUUCUAAAAAGAAAAAUUAUGUUUCUGUUCCUAAGGAACUGCAUCAAUAUCUAUGAUCUCUUCCCAUUAGAGAGUACCUUCCUAAACUGUGAAUAGGGACCCUUAUUUUCUUAAUCCCCCUUCACCCAUUCCUUGAAAACCGGGAUAUGGGAGUUUGUUAAGGCACCUGCCCUGGGAGCAUUUGAUACAAGUAUAUAGGGAGUUUAUUCUGUAUCUAACGUGCUGUACCUGGCUGUCACAUGCCCUCGUGUUCAUUCACUUAAAAGUUUACCAUCAUCUCUCUGCCAGUGGCUUGAUGGGUGAAGAGACUGUAUGAACAUGUUAACUGAAGGCCCAGGUUUUAUAUCUGGCAGCUUGAGUUGGCUGAUCUGAACUGACCUAGGACAGGCCUAGUAUCACAGUGGCAGGGAAGGGUGGGAGAGCGAGAGACGCAGGAGAAAAGUAUGUAUUUUUUAAAGUAACUUGUUUAUAUGUAUUAUUUGUAUCACAACUGGCUAAAACAACUUGGGGAAGAAAAAAAUUAAGUUAAAAGAAAAAAGUGAACUCUAAUUUUAACGGGGUAGGAGCAAAAUGUUUGUUUUGACGUGUGUCUUGCUCUAACUAGGGAAUUAAGUCACUUGCUUUUUAUGUAAAUUGUACAUUACUUUUUCUACAUCUUUUGUUUCAUGCUGACUGGUUAGAUUUUAAAAUCAUAGGAACAGAAAUCAGAUGGGCAGAUUAGUUACAGAAAAUAGAGGAGUGUGGGCAGCAGAUGGAUUCUUUGGUGAGCAGCAGGGCGAUAUCAGGCAGGAAGUUCGCCAGUUGGUAUCUGUCAGACUUUGGAGUCUUGCUGUGCACUGAGUUUAUACAGUUUAAGGGGCUUGUGGGGACGGGGUGUAGCUAAUCCAAGGGGUGUGUUUUCAACUCAAAUUGUUUUCCUUAUCUUUCUGACUGUUCUUCACAAACCCUCUGAUUAUAAACUGUUUUCAAAGUAGUUGUUGCUGAAUUUCAGCCCUAGAUGCUCAUCUGAUCUCCCAAAUGCUUGAGUUUAUCUUUCCCCAAGUCCUCGUGCGUAACUGUUAACGUUUGCACAAAUAUCAAGAGUGUAAAAGCCCAAUUUCCUGAAUCUGCUAUCGGUUAGUUUUCCUCCCCAAUCUAUUUUUCAUUUGAGCAUUUUGCCCUCCAGGUCCUGUUUCUUGGGAGAGCAUUGCUUUAUUGCUCUGCUCUUGAGGGCAAUGAGUGGUGCCUGAGUCUGAUACUAUCAGGAUUGACAGCCCAGCCACUAUUCUUCAAGGAUGAACCUAGAUAGUGGUGGGCUAUUCAGCACAGAGGACAAUACAACUGAGCUUGGUCCUGGCCCCAUGCAAUAUUAGGUAACACUAACCUCAACCCACCACCUCAAACAAUUUGUAUCCUUCCCUGUAACUACUGCCCAAGUUAAGAUCAAUCCAGAAAUACAAGGGAAUGACUAUGGGGCAUUGCCACUGUGUUGCGAGCUGUAGCCUACUGGGUAGCUCUCUUGCCUCUGAAUCAGACAGUUAUGGGUUCAAAUCCCACCCCAGAGGCUUGUACACAAUCUAGGCCAACACUCCCAGAACAGUAUUAAGAGAGUCCUGCACCGUCAGGGGUGCUGUCUUUCAAACACGACGUUAUGCUGAAGCCCAGCCUGCCCCUAAAAGAUUCUGCAGCCACUAUUUCAAAGAAGCAUUGGGGUGUUCUGCCUGGUGUCAUGACCAAUAUUUAUCCCUUAGCCAAAUCACAUAAAAAAUUAUCUGGUCCUUAUUUCAUUGCUGUUUGUAGGAGCUUGCUGUGCACAAAUUACAACUGUGACUACAUUUCAAAAGUACAUUGUUGACUGAGAAGCACUUUGUGACAUUGUCGUCAUGAAGAGCGCUGUAUCAUUGUGUGUCCUUUUCCCGAAGAAUGAGCCUGAGCGCCACCCUGAUAGUUUGCUGCCUUCUGGCAUCGUAGUCACAGAAUUUCAGUACUUUUACCUUAUCAGCAGGAAACCUUUGCGAGUGGCUGGAGUCCGCUGUUCCUGGUGAGAGGUUUAAUGAAUUGGUACAGAUUU
Messenger RNA from Carcharodon carcharias (great white shark), 4834 nucleotides. Its product is annotated as RPA-related protein RADX-like. Gene Ontology annotation, cellular component: replication fork. The transcript is spliced from 15 exons. Gene Ontology annotation, molecular function: single-stranded DNA binding. Lineage: Eukaryota; Metazoa; Chordata; Chondrichthyes; Lamniformes; Lamnidae. The record is from RefSeq and is a predicted model, not a curated record. Gene Ontology annotation, biological process: regulation of DNA repair. Bases 1 to 2664 code for a protein of 887 amino acids.